AUGACCUUGGUUUUCAUGAGUUCCGUAGAUGAGCAGAAAUUUCCAGACCGGGGUUUUGAAUCGCCAGAAUACGUUGAGGACGAUGAAUAUUCCGACUUUGUUCAGACUUAUGAGUCAGUACUUCAAAGAAGAGUUUCUCGUUGGGAAAAGUAUUUCUCUACCCUUCCACCCAAAAAGAGUGCAAGAUUUAAAAGGUUUUGUCGGAAGGGAAUACCGGAUCACAUUCGCCCAACAGUUUGGAUGCAUCUUUCUGGAGCUUAUGAACGAAUGGAAGCUAAUCCAGAUGCCUACCAAAUAGCUGUUUCCAAAGUACCCCCAACACAUAUUUGGAAUGUUAUCUUGGCUGAUGUUCCCCGUACCUUUCCAGAAAACAAACAUUUUCAAGAUCCAGAUGGCCCCAGUAGUAAGCUGGUAUCGUUAAAAAGAGUAUUGUCUGCCUUUGCAGUUCAUUUUCCAAAGAUCGGUUAUUGCCAAGGUAUGAAUUAUAUAGCAGCUGUACUCCUACUCGUUCUUGAUUGUCCACCAAAUGAGAGAGAAGUAAAAGCGUUUUGGUUGUUGGAUGCAUUGAUUAAUCACAUUUUACCAAAAUACUAUUCUUCUGAUAUGUUAGCUGUACGUGUUGACUGUAUGGUAUUCAAUCAGUUGUUGAAAGAUAAAAUUCCCACAGUUCAUAAAAUAAUCAUGAAUUCAGGUAUCACUUGUACAUUACUUGCAACAAAAUGGUUUAUAUGCUUAUUUGCUGAUGUAUUGCCAAUUGAGACAACAAUUCGUGUUUUCGACUGUUUAUUCUAUGAAGGGGAUAAAGUACUCUUUCGUGUAUGUCUAUCAUUGGUCAGAUUACAUUAUAAAGAUUUAAUUCAAUGCAAUGAAUUUCCUAUCCUGAUUACAGCAUUUCGUAACAUGUGCAAAGAUAAACAAACACUAUACUGUCACCAGUUUAUUGAAUCAAUGUUUCGUUCACAUGGUUCAUUGCCCAAAUCAAAAAUUGCUAAACUUCGUAGUCAAUUUACACAACAAAUAGAAAAUGAUACUGGUGAUCCAGAAUAA
Messenger RNA from Schistosoma guineensis, 1047 nucleotides. The record is from the annotation of a GenBank genome assembly. Lineage: Eukaryota; Metazoa; Platyhelminthes; Trematoda; Strigeidida; Schistosomatidae.